Molecule: messenger RNA, 3985 nt
Organism: Ostrea edulis (European flat oyster)
Lineage: Eukaryota; Metazoa; Mollusca; Bivalvia; Ostreida; Ostreidae
Product: WD repeat and HMG-box DNA-binding protein 1-like
Exons: 27
Coding region: 451-3483 (1010 amino acids)
Biological process (GO): mitotic cell cycle; DNA-templated DNA replication; DNA repair
Cellular component (GO): nuclear replication fork
Molecular function (GO): protein binding; chromatin binding
Source: RefSeq, a predicted model, not a curated record
AGAAAAAAAAAAAAAAAAAAAGUUAGAACAAAGUAAGUAAGUAAGUAAUUUAUUUCCAAUUUCGGGCCCAGAGGGCAUACAAAUGAUACAAAGUACAUAUACAUUGAUCACAAUAGAGUGAUUAUCCAAAAGAUAGAUGAAAAAUAAAAUUUACAAGUUGAUGAUAAAUCUACUGUGACAUUCGUUGCUCAUAAGCCAGAUAAAAUAUUUGUCUAUUACACAGGUUUAUAGAAUUCUUGCACAAAAUGUUCAUGGACUCUAUGAAUGGUUUCCUUAGGUGUUGGUAUGCUAUACAGUCAAAUACAAAAAUGGAAUUCAUCUUCUUCAGUCAGUGUUAUUAAAAAUCAUCGGGAUCGUAAUACAUAAAAUACUAUUUUGGCGCGUUGAUCAAAACAAAAACUGAACUGAACAAGGUAUAGGAGGAGAAAAGUGGGAAACAGACAAAACAGAAUGCCGUCGUGUUCACCCCUGCGAUAUGCUCACAGCGAGGGUUUGACGAGUUUAUGUUAUGAUGAUACUGGGAAAUAUAUUCUGACCUGUGGAUCAGAUGGAGAUGUGAGAAUCUGGGAAGGAGCAGAAGACGAUGACGCCAUCUCCCAUCGCACUGGAGACCGGGCCUUCUGCGUUACAUUCAAGAAUAGUAAAUUUUAUGUUGCCACCGACACGAACACAGUGCAGGCAUUUACUUUUCCCGAGGGUUCUACUGAUGGCAUUGUGGCAAGAUUUACUGCCCCUGUAAACCACAUGUGUCUAAACCAAGCGGGAACAACUCUGAUAGCUGGAUCUAGUGACUUCACAAUCAAAAUUGUCAACAUUGCUACAGGGGACACUAAAAAGUGUGUAGGACAUGAAGCCCCUGUUUUGAGUUUAGCUUUGGACCCUAAAGAAGAAUAUCUGGCCUCAUCCAGUUGUGAUGGUUGUGUGAACGUGUGGAGUGUGGAAAAUCAAGAAAAGGUCAAGAAGUUGCAAAUCCUUCCAAAGUUCAGUGAUGUUAGUUUGACCAAAGGAUUGUGCAGACUGUGUUGGCAAAAAGAUGGAAAGUUCCUGUAUGUUCCCAUGGAGACCGAAAUCCAGAUCUAUGAACGAGCCUCCUGGACGAAAUGUGGGUCUCUAGAGGACAGUCGGUUUUCUGGGGUUUACUCAGUGUUGGAUGUUUCUGCUGAUGGGGAUUACCUGGCUGCGGGAUGCUAUGAUGGACACAUUUUGGUGUAUAAUCUUAAAACUAACGCCUGUGUAGAUAGGUUUAAACACGAGAGUGGUCUGUCUAUUGUGUCUUUGUCAUGGACUCCAAACAACCCAACAGAAAUUGCAUUCUGUGAUGGAGAAGGUCAGUUGGGACUUCUAAGUGAAAUUGAACUUAAAGGUGGAAACCAGCCUGUAGGUGAAAUGCGAGUGAAAGAGACAAUAGGGAUCUUUGAAGAUGAUGAUGAUGCUGAUUUAGUCCAGGCCACAGAUGAUCAGGGCAAAGCAGAGGACGUCAAUGAAGACAGCAAUGACUUGGCACCAAUCAGUGCCCUUAAACCUCUUGAAGAUGACUUGGAAUCGGAGAAUGGUGAAGUUCAGCCAGUGCUCCCAGCUCCCACGGUGAUAGAGAGGCCAGGGUUUACACCUACACGCCCACAGCCUGCGUUCCAGUCGGGAUCCACCCCUGUCCAUCUGUCCAGCAGAUUUAUGAUGUGGAAUGCUGUGGGCAUCAUUAAACAAUUUAACACAGAGGAAGAGGAAUCUAUAGACAUAGAGUUUCAUAACUCGGCUGUCCACCACGCCAUGCACCUGACAAACUCAGCCGGGUACACAAUGGCUGACAUUUCCACGGAGGCUGUGGUUCUAGCCUCCCCAGGGGACGAAACAGGACCAAGUAAAUUGACGUGUAUGCAUUUUGGAUCCUGGGAUAAUUCGAAGGAGUGGACCAUUCCAAUGGACGAUGGGGAAGAAAUAGAGGCUGUGACAGUUGGUGAGGACUGGAUCGCAGUUACUACGUCAGAUAGAGUUGUCCGGAUCUUUUCUUUAGGAGGCCUACAGAAGGAUAUCUUUUCUAUCCCUGGCCCCAUUGUGUGUCUUUCUGCUCACACAAAUCAACUACUAAUAGUUUACCACAGAGGAAUGGGAUUGCCAGGAGACCAAUGUCUGGGGGUUCAUUUGAUGACUGUAGAGGGCGCUACUCAGAUUAAUCACCAGCCCCUCCCACUGUCCAGCCACAGUACUCUGACAUGGAUAGGGUUCUCAGCUGAAGGUACUCCAUUCUACAUGGAUUCAAGAGGAAUUGUCAGAAUGUGUAACAGGAAGUUUGGAAUGAGUUGGGUGCAGGUUGCUGACACCAAAUCGCAUACAAAAGGAAAGUCUGACAAUUACUGGAUUGUAAGCAUACAUGAAAACCCACAACAGCUGAGGUGUAUUCCCUGUAAGGGGUCACGAUUUCCCCCAGUCCUCCCACGACCAGCAGUAGCAAUCUUACCCUUUCAAAUCUCCAUCUGUCAGAGCAGCACAGAGAAGAGUCAGUAUGAGGAAAUAUUCCACAGAACACAGUUGCUUAGCAACCAUCUACAGUUUUGGAAUUCCAUUGGAUACGAAUAUGACCCAGCAAUAGUUGCUGAACUUGCUAAGCCGUCCCAAGAGGCUUUAAUGAAGCUCUUUGCUUUGUCAGCAAGAUCAGACCGCGAGUUCCGGGCGCUGGAAGUGUGCGAGAUGAUGGCAGAACCACACACUUUGCAACUGGCCAUCAAGUAUGCAUGCCGUCUGAAGUACAUGCAGCUAGCGGAGCGAAUCAGUGAGGUGGUGCAGAGGAAGUCAGCUGAACAAGAGGAAGAGGAACAGGAAGAGAUUCAGACAAGUCAAAGAACUUUACUUAAUCAUCAAAAUCAUACUCAGGAAGAUGAAGAAAUGGAAGAAGAUGAAGUGGAAGUUGACCAAGAGAAUACCGACACACAAAGUGCUAGUGGUCCUUUGUUAAAUUUGAAACCUAAAGGCAGAUCAGAAGUUUUAUCUCAGUCGUACAGCUCAUCGGGAAGAUCUAAUCCAUUCAAGGUUCUCACUCCACAGAAACCAGAGCCGACUAAAGGCACACAAGUAUUUGAUUCAAUGUCCAAGAAAAAGCAGACAAGUUCUGGCCAAGUCACACUGAAGAACACAAAGCCUGUUAAGGCCGUCAAAAGGACUCCUCAGAAUCAGGGGAAGAUAACUGCUGUGAAGUCAUCAAAAGAAGAGAGCAUUAAUGAGGAGUCCCAGAAAAAGUCUAAAAGUGCCUUUGAUUUGUGGUUUGAGGAGACAAAAUCUGAGCUAAUGGAGGAAUUUCCAGAGGUAGAUGAUCAGAGCUUAGUGCAAACUGCAGCAGAGAGGUUUCGUAAAAUUCCCAAAGAAGAAAGACAGGUUUGGGUUCAGAAAUCAAAGGAAGGUGAUAACAAGAAAAGAAAACGAGAAGAGGAUGAAGGACCUACCAGAAAAAUCAACCCAAAGUUGGCAGCCUUCGCUUUCUCUAGAGAUUGAUAACAACUUUUUAAAUAAAAUUUUUAAGUUUAAUAUAUAUUAAUAUGAUAUAAAAAUGUGUCAUUAUUUUUAUACAGAAAUGUAUGCUAAACAUGCAUUAUGGCAAGUGGAGGAGAGAAAAACUGGUUUAUAAUAAUCUUCAUGGCAGUGUUUUGAAAAAUAUGCAUGGUUAAAAAUAUUGAUAGGAAUCUUGCAUGAGCCAUGAAAGCUCUACUGAGAAGUAACCAUAUUUGGCAGUGCUGUUGUUCUCUAACUUGUGUUGAACUAUUGUAAUCUCCUAAAUGGAUUAGAAGUAGUGUUAGUAAAGUGUUAGUAAACAUUGUGUAACGGCUCCUGCAGUGUUAAGAGAUGAGAUUAUGAAUAAGCCCUUUAGGCUUUUUACAUUUUUUCAUCUCGGAGAGUUAGUGCUGGUGCAUUCACAAUUCACAAUACAUGGUAAAAAAAACAUAAUCACAAUGUCAUGAAUUUCUAUCACAAUUAAAGGCAACAUUUUCAAACGCAA